This is a messenger RNA of Scheffersomyces amazonensis, 5812 nucleotides long. Its product is annotated as dedicator of cytokinesis protein 4 CRK binding protein. Gene Ontology annotation, biological process: small GTPase-mediated signal transduction. The transcript has a single exon. Lineage: Eukaryota; Fungi; Ascomycota; Pichiomycetes; Serinales; Debaryomycetaceae. Gene Ontology annotation, molecular function: small GTPase binding; guanyl-nucleotide exchange factor activity. Gene Ontology annotation, cellular component: plasma membrane; cytoplasm. The record is from RefSeq and is a predicted model, not a curated record. The coding region runs from base 113 to 5722 and encodes 1869 amino acids.
UCGACCGAUUUCCAAAUCGUGAUAUAACUAUACUAUAUAAUUCUAUAUAAUUCUAUAUAUAUAUUGAUAACUAUAGUCAUAGCCAUAGUCAUAGUCAUUAAGAAUUAUAACCAUGUCAUGGGAAUCAACUUCCACAUUUUUGGUGGGUAAAAUUACCAAACCUUUCUUACCACUCGAUAAGAUUACAUCUUUAAAUUCUAUUCAUUACAGAAAUUUAUAUCCUGGAGAUGAAGUAUACAUUUUUGAAACUAAAAAUGAUAAAUGGGCUCGAGGUUAUGCGUUAACCAAACCAUUUCCUAAUGAUUUUACAAUCACUUCAGUUAAUUUAGAUGAUUUACCAGGAGUUAAUAUUAAUAUAGUUAUAUUCCCAUUAAAAUUUGUUCAUAUAACUAAAAGUAUCCCGUUUGAAAUUAUAAAAGUUCAUAAAGAAUUUAAUAAUAUUAUUGAUAAUGGCGAUACUGUUCCAUCACUUGAACAAUCUGAACAUGAAUAUAAAUCAGCUCUUAAUGGAGUAGUUGAUAAUCAUCAACCAUCAAAUAAUAAUUCACUUACCAAUGGGAAAUUAAUUUCAAAAUCAAUAAUACCAAUACCUUCAUUACCCAAUAAAAAGUUUGAUAUAGGAGAUAAUUUACAUGAUGAAGUUAAACAUGCAUUAGAAUUAUUAACUUAUCAUAUAUUUGCUUUAUAUUCAAUUGGAGAAUUUAGAUUAUAUCAUAAAUUAUCUGGUAUAUAUCAUAAUUUAAAUGAAACAAGAAUUAAAUUACUUAAUGAUUUAUUAACUAAGAGUGAAACUCAAACAGCUAAGGAAACUGUUACUUUCUUGUUAGAUAGAAUUCCUAAGAAAUUAGGUUCAAGAUCAGCUAGAUUAAAUGCAUUUUCUUAUGAUUUAGAUAAUGAAGAUACUGAUGCUUCAGGUUAUAAAGCUUUAUUAGCAAGAGAUCCAUUCACUGGACAAUUACUUAGUCAUGAGAAUUCUAUACCUUCAAUCGUAGCUCUUGAACAAGAAUUAGGUUCAUUAGAAUCAAAUUUCCCUAUUAAUGCUAAGGGUAAAAGUUAUUAUACUUUAGUACCUCCAUUAAAUAAAAAGUUAAUUGCUGAACCUCCUUCUCAUAUCUUAGUGGAUUUUAAAUCAGUUAGCGGAUCUUCAGCCUAUCAACCUCCCGGAUUUGUAGGAAUGACAGCUUAUUUAUAUAUUAGAAAUAGUAAAAAACGAUUAACUGAAGCAUUUGCUGUUCAUACCAAUUCAGUUGAUGAAUUAGUUCAAGUUGAAAAGAUUAGUGCAGCCUUAUUUAGAAAUAUUCCUCAUUCCGAAGUGGAAAAUAGUCGAAUUUAUUUGGCAGCUGUUUUGACUGAAGAAGUAGAAUUUAAAUCAAUGUCUACUCAUAUUAGAAGAGUUAAAAAGGGAGUAGCAGCAGGAGCAACUGAUAUUACUAGAGUGUUUUCUGGUACUAAAGGUUCCUUGGCUUCGGGAGAAUCUCAUCAAUUUUCAAUUAAAUUAUUUGGUUCUUAUAUAAGUACUAAAAAGGGCCCAUCAGAUAAUUCUGGUUGGGGUGAAUUAGUUGAUAGAAUUAUUUCUGGAUCUGAUUUAGGUAUUGCCGUUAAUCCUCGAGCUGAGAAAUUAACCGUAACCUUAAAGGAAUUUAAGCAUCAAUUUGCUUCUGGAGGUAAUCAAAUAACCAGUUUAUCAGCUACACCAAUUUCAAGAAUUAGACCUAUAUUCUUUGAUCCAUUAGCGGAAAAUUAUGAAAGACUUUAUUUAUCAUUAGGUAAAGUUGUACCAUUAAAUGGAAUUAAUAAAGAUGAUUUAUUAACGUUUGAAAUCACUACUCCCAACAAUGAAUUAAUUACUUUUGCUAAGGCAUCUAAUCAACAAGAAAAGAGAUCUUGGCAAUUUAUAUCAGUGUUUGCUAAUGAAUCAAUUGGAGAAAUCGUUAAAAUCAAUGGAGUUUCAUUAAAGAAUCCCUCGAAAAAGAAGGGUCCUAAGGAGGAUUUUAUUCAAUUAUCAUUAUAUAUUAAUGGGAUCUUAGGGGGAGAGGGGAAACUCUUAUAUAAAUCAGGCAAUCGAUUAGUAGAAUUUAACAAACGUAAAGCUCAUACGGUAGAGAUUAUGUCAUUGAAUUAUAAAUUAUCAAUGGCCAGUGUUGAAAUUGGAACUGAAUAUGUGGGGAAAAUAUACAAUUCGGAUAUUUCAAUUGAAAAUAUCUUUCAAUUCGAACGAUUCUUUAGUACUCAACUUCAAGAAGAAUUAUCAUUAUCAUUAGUACAAUUUUGUAAAUUGGAUAUAUCACAAUUAGUUAAAUAUUUCCCCGAGUUAUUGAGUUCCUUAUAUGGAAUUAUUAAUUAUAUUAAACAAGAUGGUUAUUCAUCAGAUUAUGAUGAAUUACUUGAUAAUACUUUUAAAGCUAUUAUUCAUUUAUUAGAUACUAUUUUUGGAAAACAAGAACAAUACUUAUACCUUGUGGAUAAUUUCCUUCAUAAGUAUCCUUCAUUACCGAGAAUUGGAGUUUACUUAAUUAAUAAGAUUUCUCAUAUAAUUUCAAAUGCUGAAACUAAUUGGAAUGUUACUUCUCGUUCAUUAUGUAGAAUUGUUUCAAUUCUAUUAAAAUUGGCUCUUAAUUCAAUUGAUAGUAUUGAUGAAUAUACUAAAUCUUUAAAUCAAUUAUUUACUUCAGCAACAAUCUUUCUUGCCUUAGAUUCCACUACUUUAGUUAAUGAUCAAGUCCUUAUAAUGGAAGUUAUUGAUUAUGUAUUAUCUUAUAAGGCUAAUAUUAAUGAAGAAAUUAUAUUUGGAUAUAUUGCUAAAUUCAUUGAUUCAAUUGGUACUAGAGGUCUAGGACUUAAUGAAGAAGGUCAUGCACAAAUUAAAGAUCAUAAGAUCAUUAUCAAUAAGAUGCUUUUGGUUCAUCGACUCUUUAAUAGUUUCUUAAUUCACAAUUCCGCUACGGCUAAGACCCUCACAUCCAAGGCAAUUGAAUGGUCAUUAGAAGUGUUAUUGGGGGCCACUGACAUUGAUGCUUCCCGAUUAGCACUAACUGUAUUCAAUGCAGCAUGUACUCAAUUAUAUUCUAGUGCUAAUGCUAGUGCUAAUACUAAUAGUUUAGAUACUUCUGCCUAUUCACUAACUUUACUUCUACCAUCAAUUGCAAGAACCAUUGUGAAAUACAAUAAAUUCACAAGAGGUAAUGAAUUCUUUAAACCAAAAAGAACAUUCACCAGACUAUUCCCCCUGGAAUUCCCAUUUAAGGAAUCAUCUAAUGAUCCUAUAGUUAAUGAUGAAUCCUUAGUAGAAAUCUUAGUAGAAUUAGCUUCAGUAUUUGUAUUUAUUGGUAGAAUUGCUAAAGCCAAUAGAAUUGAAAUUAAAGAUUCGGAUUUAACCCUGGAGAAUAUCGUAACUAUAUUGACUGCCAUUAAAUUAAUUAGACAAGGUGGGUUCUUUCCAGAGAGGAAAUGGCUUUCGUUAUAUGCAAUAUUUAUAGAAGGUAAUGUAACUAUACUUGAAUUAAUUCAUCCAUUACUUAUUAGACAAUAUAUUCCACCUAUUGAAAAAUCUGAUAAUUUCGAUAGAACCAUAUGGGGAGUAUAUUUUAAGAAUUUAUUAAAAUUGGCCGUAUUACAACCAGUUUCAAUUGAACAUUUAACUGACAUACCUAAAAAGGCAACUGGACAAAUUACUGGAACAGUUAGAGAUCGGAUAUCUUUAUUAUUAAAUGAAGCUUGGGAUGCGUUAGCAUGGGAUUCAACUAAUGAAGAUAUAGUACGAUUUAAUUUAAAGAAAUUCGGGGGUUAUCAAGUAGAAUAUAUUGCAAAUGAAUAUGGAAUUAUACCGGAUUUAAUGUUAUUUGCUCUCCAAAAGAAUAAAGCUUGUCAAGUAGUAAGUGUUAAAAUCUUAUGGUCUUUACUUAUAUCGGAAUAUUUAGUUAAUGAUGGAUCUAUUGAUAUAAUUGAACGGGAAGCAUUUAUUGGAUUACAUGAUAUUUAUACUAGAAAUGGUUAUAAACCUACUCCAUUUGAACAAACUAGUUUAAUCAAUAGAUUGAAAGCCACUAUCCGAAUCGAUAGAGAAGAUGAAGCGUUUAAUGUAAUCUAUAAUUUCAUCCUUAAUUUAUCAGGAUUCUUAGAAGUAUUAAAUGAUUUAGUUAAAGUUCCUAUUGGACCAGAAUUCGAUGAUGAAAGAACUUUCCAUAAAUUAAAUAUUAAUUCAUAUUUGAAAAAACCCGAAAUAUUUAAUUCAUUUAUUAAUUCAAUGUAUGAAGAAAAUCUUUCCAAGGAAGAUUAUAUUCAAGCAGCUUUAAGUUUAGAAUUAUUAGCAUCCACUUAUGCUUGGGAUCAUCAUACUAUUUUAAGUGCAUCUAUUAAACCUAAAUUUCCUGAACAAUCAGCAUUUGAAAGGAAAGAUGCACUUUAUAAAAUGAUUGCUGGUAAUUUUAUUAAGGGUAAUAGUCUUGAAAGAGCUGCGGAUAUUUAUAAUGAAUUAUUAGAUGCUUAUCAUGAAAAUACUUUUGAUUUAAAGAGUCUUUCAUUUGCUCAUGGCAAAUUAUCUAAAUUAUAUUUAGAUUUAGAAUCUUCAGAUAAAUUAAUGUCUUCAUACUUUAGAGUAGCAUUUAUUGGAUCAGGAUUCCCAGUAGAUAUUAGAGGUAAAGAACAAAUUUAUGAAGGUUUACCAUUUGAACAUAUUACAUCUAUUCAUGAAAGAUUAUUAAAAUUAUAUCCUGGAGCUAGAAUUAUUACUAAUGAUGAAGAAGCUCAAAAACUUGAAGAAAGAAUUCCAACAGGUAGAUAUUUACAUGUAACAACCAUUGAACCAAUUAAUGAAAUAUCUGAUAAAUUAUUUAAUCAAUCAAUUGGAGCUAGAAAGUAUGCCAGAAAUAAAGAUUUAAGAUUUUUCUCAACUAUGAGAAAACUUCCUGGUUAUACUUCAGCUUAUGAUUUAUGGACAGAAGAAACAACUUAUGAAACUUACCUUUCAUUCCCUACAUUAAUGAAUAGAAGUGAUAUAAAAUCUACAAAGACUGUUAAAUUAUCACCAUUAGAAAAUGCCAUUAGAACCAUUAUUAAUAAAAAUAAUGAUCUUAUUCAAUUAGAAAGUUCAAUAAAUCAAGCUAUAAAGGAAAAAUUAAAUUAUGAUUCAUAUUUUAAUGAUUUAUCUAGACAAUUAACUGGUACAGUUGAUUCACCAGUUAAUGGAGGGAUUGGACAAUAUAGAAAGUUUUUUGAACAAGGUAAUGAUUAUCAAGUUGAAUCAGUUCGAUUAUUAAGAAAUGUUUUUGAUGAUUUAGCAUUAAUUAUUAAUCGUUGUUUAAUUUUACAUGGUAAACUUGUACCUCUGACAAUGAAAUUAAGUCAUGAAGCAUUAAUUGAUCUUUUCAAAAAGAAUUUUAAAGAAGAAAUUGAUAGUUUAGGUAUUAUACCUGAAUCAGUUCAUCCAACAAUAUCUACUACGUUUGGUUCUCAACUGAAUAGUUCACGUUCUGUUCUGACGGCUUCAACUAAUGGUAGUGGAAGUGGAAGUGGUAGUGGAAGUAUGCUUAUAAUGAAUCCAAAAUUCAAUAUUAAUGGUUACAGUAAUGGAUUAACAUUUCCAUCAUCAAAUGGAUCAAAAAUGCAUAGAUCAACAUCUUCAGCAUCUUCGAGUGCUUCUGACUUUUCUUACGAUAAGCAUUCCGAUCAAGCUCGGAUGAGUACGGCUACAAAGAGAAAUGCUUUGAAUUGGAGAAGACAAUAGUUGAAUUACAUAAUUAACUAAUUACAUAAUUUACUAGUAAAACAAUAACCAAUCACACUAUAUAUUGUACAUACUUAAUACAGAGUUACU